Aphidius gifuensis is the source of this 2717-nucleotide messenger RNA. RefSeq names its product protein king tubby-like. Lineage: Eukaryota; Metazoa; Arthropoda; Insecta; Hymenoptera; Braconidae. The record is from RefSeq and is a predicted model, not a curated record. The transcript is spliced from 6 exons. Gene Ontology annotation, cellular component: cilium. The coding region runs from base 444 to 1679 and encodes 411 amino acids. Gene Ontology annotation, biological process: protein localization to cilium.
GCGAGUAUCAUAAAAAAUGUUUAUAUAAAUAAUAUAUAAGUAUAUAAUAUAUAUACACAAAAUGAAUAAUUAAAAGCAUGCCGAUUGAUCUGUAAAAUAUACCUAUGUCAUAAAUAAUUAUUUGAUACAGAACAAUUGAAUUGUAGUUUAUAUUUUUUCUUAAAUCAAGUGUAAAAAUGUCAAAAGCUUCUAAACAUUAGUGUAUAAAACGGUUUUAAUAAUAAUUUUUUUUCAAUAUGACAAGGGUAAAUGAUCAAACAACAAUCGGGUCGCGUUGGUAAGUUGCCUUGGUACCCUGGGCAACGGUGAAUAUGCAUUUAACGUAAACAAAGUUGUGUUAACAAAGAAAGAAAAAAAAAUAAAUUUAGCCUGUAUAAAAUAUUUAUAUUAAAUAAAUUAUAUUAUUAAUUAUAAAAUAUAGGUAAUAAUAAAAAAUUGUUAAAAUGACGUCGUUGGACUUAAGACAGCAAAAAUUGGAGCAACAACGUCAAUUGUUGGCUCAAAAAAUGAAACAAAAACGUCAAACUGGAGCCGGUGGAAUGGUCCAGGCAAGUGGACAAUUUAAAAGUCAUUCAGCUAAAUGGGUCACAUCAACAAGAGAACUUCAUGGAUAUGAUGGACCUAUGCAGUACAGUUUAUCACCAAAUAAUUCUGGUUUAAAUUUACCCAAUGAUAUGAAAAGUAUUGAUACUGAAAUAACAGAAAUAAGUGCAGAUGGUAUUUUUCGUGAAGGAUUAGAAACUGUUGAUUGUGCUGAUGAAGAAUCAUCACCACUUGAUAAUAGAUUACCAGGGGAUUCACAAUGUAGAUCACCACUUCGUGUUGCACCAUCAGAUGGUCCAGAAACAGUUAUAAUCACCAGAGAAAAUCAUUCAAAUAGUCCCGAACUUGAAGGAAAUGUUGAAGGAAAUAUUGAUCAAUUUGUCGUACAACCAGCAAACAAAAAAAUGCAUUACAAAUGUAGAAUAACACGUGAUAGAAAAGGUAUGGAUCGUGGUUUAUAUCCAACAUAUUUUUUACAUCUUGAACGUGAUUAUGGUAAAAAAAUUUUUUUACUUGCUGGUAGAAAACGUAAAAAAAGUACAACAAGUAAUUAUUUAAUAUCAACUGAUCCAACUGAUUUAUCACGUGGUGCUGAAUCAUAUGUUGGUAAACUACGUUCAAAUUUACUUGGUACACAAUUUACUGUUUAUGAUAAUGGUCAUUCACUUAUGAAAGAUGAUAAAAGAGAUGAAAGACCAAAUCCAAGACAAGAAUUAGCAGCUGUUGUUUAUGAUACAAAUGUACUUGGUUUUAAAGGACCACGUAAAAUGACUGUUAUUAUACCUGGUAUGACUGCUGAUCAAAAAAGAAUUUCAGUUUGUCCAGCUGAUGAAUCUGAAACACUUUUAGAAUGCUGGAAAACUAAAAAUAUGGAUAAUCUAAUUGAACUUCAUAAUAAAACUCCAGUAUGGAAUGAUGAAUCACAAUCUUAUGUACUCAAUUUUCAUGGACGUGUUACUCAAGCGUCUGUUAAAAAUUUUCAAGUUGUUCAUGACAGUGACACUGAUUAUGUUGUGAUGCAAUUUGGCCGGGUUGCUGAAGAUGUAUUUACCAUGGAUUAUCGAUUUCCAUUAUGUGCUCUUCAGGCAUUUGCAAUUGCUUUGAGUAGUUUUGAUGGUAAAUUAGCCUGCGAAUAAUAUAUUUAUUUUAUAUUGAGUAUACAAAAAAAUAAAAAACAAUGGUGAGGUUUUUUUUUUUUUUCUUUUCUCAUUGUUUUAAUUGUUGGGACAAUCAAAAAAAUUAUUUAGAUAGAUGAAAAUACAAAAUAUGUGUAUUCAAAUCUUCGACAAAAUUAAUAUUUACUAGGUAGUAUAGUUGAAUUUCUUUUUUUAUUUUUUUGUCAAUCACAAGCUCAGUCGAAUUUGUUUUAUUUUUUCUAUGUAACGAAAAAAAAAUAUUUGUACUUUUCGAUACGUAUUUUAUUUUGAGCUCGAAUAGAAAUUACAAUGCUGUUUAAUGUUGAUCUCAAAGUGUGCCUUUCGUAUUGAUCUUUGACCCCACUUUUGUUCACAAAAUAUAUAAAAAUACAAAUAAUAAUAUUAAAACCAUGUGAAAUAUAUAUAUAAAAAAAAAGCAAUAUGUUUAGAGUAGUUAAGAGUUGAAGGGCACGAGAUAAAUAUAUGUCACGUUAAAAAAGAAACAUAAUAAAUUGUUGUCGAAAAAAAAACAAAUUUAAUCAAUAGUUUAAAAAAAGAAGCGAAAUAAUAUUCAUAUUUUAAAAGUUAGUCUCUUUGUCAGCAUUUUAAUUAACAAAUUUUUAAUGCUGAUGAAUAUGUGUUCAAAAUAGAGGCAAAAAAAAAAAAAAAAAGUUUAGUAUAUAUGCAGUAUUAUUCCUGUGUGGAAAAAAAAAAAAAAAAAUUAAUUUUUCGAUUGUAAAUUUAUAUUUGAGUAGGUAUUAUUUAAGGAACUCUCUGUCAAGUAAUUUAUAUUAUAAAUUUUUUUUUUUUUCAAUUGAAAAAUGACUGAUUCAGUGCCACCUUUUUUUUAAAAAAAAAAAAUUUUUUUAAUUCAAACUUGAAUUAAUAUCAAUUAAAUAGUAAAAUUGCAUUUGUUUUUCGAUGACUGUAUUUUUUUUUUAUUUUCUUGCUAACAAAAUAGACGAGAGUUUCUUUGGAUAAAAAAAAAAUACUAACAGGAUUUGUACUUUUUACUAUUGUUGUCAAUGGUGCCCUUUG